Messenger RNA from Anoplophora glabripennis (Asian longhorned beetle), 740 nucleotides. Its product is annotated as oligosaccharyltransferase complex subunit ostc-A. Gene Ontology annotation, cellular component: oligosaccharyltransferase complex. The transcript has 3 exons. Lineage: Eukaryota; Metazoa; Arthropoda; Insecta; Coleoptera; Cerambycidae. The coding region runs from base 142 to 591 and encodes 149 amino acids. The record is from RefSeq and is a predicted model, not a curated record.
UUGUAGGUUAGAAUCUUAGAUUAUACUGAAGACUGAAGUUUCUGAUUUGGAAAUUAUAAAUGAAACUACUCUUAUUAAAAGUUUUGUUCAAACCUUAAAUAUCUGUUGUUUAAAAGUAGUUUGUAUAAAGAAAUACAUACAAUGGAAUCGUUUUUUACCCUACCAUUUAUAGUACUAGAAGUGCCUCAUAUGAAGAUAAAAAGACCUUCUUGGUUAAAACAACCAUCUGCUAUGGCUAUGUUUUCGAUUGUGCUUGCUUCAUAUUUUCUUGUAACUGGAGGUAUCAUUUAUGAUGUUAUUGUCGAGCCUCCCAGUGUGGGUUCUACAACGGAUGAACAUGGUCAUUCAAGACCGGUAGCAUUUAUGCCAUAUAGAGUGAACGGACAAUAUAUCAUGGAAGGACUGGCUUCAAGUUUCUUGUUUUCAAUGGGAGGAUUAGGCUUUAUAAUUUUAGACCAAAUUCAUACUACAACAACUCCAAGACUUAACAGGUUGCUUAUAACUGCUGUGGGAUUUAUAUGUGUCCUUGUUUCGUUUUUUACAACUUGGAUAUUUAUGAGAAUGAAGUUACCAGGUUAUCUGCAAUCUUAAAACAGUUUAGAUAAGUAAAUGCUUUAAUGCAUUUUUUGUUUGUAUUUUACUGCAGUAAAAUUAUGAAUAUUUCAGUUUGAUUUGUAUUACGAAUUUACUCUUUUUACUGAAUAUUUAAUAUCAAAAUAAAUAAAACAUUUUCUAAUUUA